Molecule: messenger RNA, 1478 nt
Organism: Gamsiella multidivaricata
Lineage: Eukaryota; Fungi; Mortierellomycota; Mortierellomycetes; Mortierellales; Mortierellaceae
Exons: 2
Source: RefSeq, a predicted model, not a curated record
CGCUACAAUGCCUCCAAAAAAGGACUGACCGAUACCGAGAUGGACCCAGCCGACAACCUCAACGAGAGCGCACUUCAUCAAGUCAAACCUUUCAAAGUCGAGUACCAUACGACCGACCUUCAUAAGACACAGACUGCACCCUGGAACAAACAACAAUUCAACCCACCACCGCAACAGCCGUCGAAGGAGCAGCAGCAGGAUAUCAUGGAUGAGAAGGGCAUUACAGGCCCUUUAAUUUUUGCCCGAUCUCCGCACGCAGUUAUCGACUAUUCCAACCACUAUUCAGCCCACGCCUCUUCAUCUUCAUCUUCAACAUCGCCACCAACAAGACAACCACCAUGGUUACCCCCACGCACAGUCGUCCGUCCGCUCGACCUCAGCGUUCCUGACAGCAAUGAUAUCGAGCUAAGCGACAACAGUUCCUCCAAAAAGUCCGCAUCCGCCGGGCGAUCAGCCGAACGGUCCCCCGAGGCAGACGACAGCGGCAGCUACCCUCGGGAGAGUAUGAUCAGCGCUUUGGAUUAUAUCAACCGACGGGCAUCGUCGCUGGAUUACAUCAACCCAAAGGCUUCUCCUACGACUCAACCUCAGCAGCGCGUCCGCCGUAAUCCCCAGUGUCUGGUGUAUACCCCUUCAUCAGAGACAGAUUCCCAGCCGUAUGUGGCACCACCAACGACUACCUCGGCGGCGGUGACUUCAAUUGUUCAGCCUUCACAGCGACAGAAGCAGAGGGAUUCGCAGAAGCAGCAGGGAGAGGAGCCGGUGGAUGUGAUAUUAGCGUCAUAUGGGCACAGGACCAACAGGCGGAAUCGUCGAGGACCACGUCCAUCAGCUUAUCCGUCAUCGCAUUCGACACUACUGUCAUCCUCUAACACAGCAACAAACCCAGCAUCAACAUCGACAUCAAAAUCACCAUACGUCCCACCAGCAUCAUAUUCAUCAUCAUCUUCUUCAACACUGGCAUCUCCGUCUUUUGCAUUACUAUCACCACCUUAUUAUCCACCACCAGUAUCUUCUUAUUCCUCACCACCGCCACCAUCAGUAUCGGCAUCGUCGUCAUCAUCAUCAUCGUCAGCAACAGCACUAUUGCCAUCCACAAAAUUCCAAUCACCGACAACCAUCCCAAGAACGCCCUCAAAAGCCCUGUCCCGCGGCCGGAGACAUGUCUCCAAGCGCAAUGGGAUGUAUGUACAAGAUGAUGAGGAGCUACAGAUGAGGCUGGAGCGACAGAUCGCGGAGAUUAAGGCGGAACAUGAGCGGCAGUAUGAGCUACAGCAGCAGACUCUGGAGCGACUGCGGCAUCAGCUGGAGAUGUUGAUGCAGCGGUUGACGACGAAGAAGAUUUAACGACAGAGAACGAGCAAAAACAAGAAACAAAGAAAAAGCGCGAGCGCGAACUUUAUAGUGUAUAUAUGGAUAUCUUUUUUAUUUUUAUUUUCCUCAUCUUCUUGUACCCUAAUGUAAAUAGUAGAAACGAC